Brienomyrus brachyistius is the source of this 2364-nucleotide messenger RNA. RefSeq names its product transcription factor Sox-1a. Gene Ontology annotation, molecular function: RNA polymerase II cis-regulatory region sequence-specific DNA binding; DNA-binding transcription factor activity, RNA polymerase II-specific. Bases 713 to 1741 code for a protein of 342 amino acids. NCBI's taxonomy places the organism in Eukaryota, Metazoa, Chordata, Actinopteri, Osteoglossiformes, Mormyridae. Gene Ontology annotation, biological process: anatomical structure morphogenesis; regulation of DNA-templated transcription; cell differentiation. The record is from RefSeq and is a predicted model, not a curated record. The transcript has a single exon.
UACAUGUAAACCGAAAUAAAUUCGUAUCCUAUCUUAAUUAAGAAAUCCACGUUAUUGGCUCAUCAAGUCAGAAAAAUGUGCGAAAUAUUAUUAUUAUUAUUAUUGCUGUUGUUGCGUUUAGGUUCAUAAUUUAUAAGUGUAGCGGUCCAUACCCUUAUGAUAAAGUAUACAGGACUGUGAAAAGUAGCCUAUGAAAGACGAAGACUAUCAUUGUCUCGCUUACGUUUGAUAUUAACAAAUGCGACGCUUUACUUGGCCAGAAAAUGCUCUUCUAACUGGUUUAUUACUAUUUACCUUCCGUUAGAGGCGGUGGUGACCCCCUGUUACACCCCGCCUACUAGUUAGUUCUCACCUCUCUACGUCACCUGACCGAACACCAUGCAAAUCAAAUCUUUUCUAAAACGCCAUUGGCCGCCUUCAGCUCAUUUAAUCGCUGUCAGAGCGCAUCGUAUGGCUGCUGCUCUAUUAACUUCCCUACACUGUUAGAGAAAGUAGCUCAAAGACGCUUUUCAUCGCUGUGGAUCUGAAAAGCAAAGUGGAGAGGGGGAAACACUCUGAAAAAGUCCAACGAAGUAUCAUUACCGUCCUGGAUUACAUUGCAUUGUGUGCCUCGCUUUUUGCCGGAGGUUCGCUCGUUCGCACCAGCUGAGCCGGACUUUAGCUCAGAAACUGAAUGUUCUUCUAUAUUGGUUAAAAAGUUAAAUCCAGCUGAAUGUAUAGCAUGAUGAUGGAAACGGACCUGCAUUCCCCAGGACCGCAAACAAAUACGAGUUCGGGGCAGACGGGGCCAAACAAUGGAAGCAAAUCUAACCAAGACCGGGUGAAGAGACCGAUGAACGCGUUUAUGGUUUGGUCUCGGGGUCAGCGGAGGAAGAUGGCCCAGGAGAAUCCCAAAAUGCACAACUCCGAAAUCAGCAAAAGGCUGGGUGCUGAGUGGAAAGUCAUGUCGGAGGCGGAAAAGAGACCCUUUAUUGACGAGGCGAAGCGGUUGCGGGCCAUGCAUAUGAAAGAGCAUCCGGAUUACAAGUACCGACCCAGGAGGAAGACCAAGACCCUUCUGAAAAAAGACAAGUACUCCUUAGCUGGAGGUCUGCUCACCGGAGCUGGCAGUGGCGGUGGAGUUGGUCUAGGCGUCGGGAUGAAUCCGGCUGGGGUCGGACAGAGGUUAGAGAGUCCUGGGGGUCACGGUGGCACAGCAAGCGCGGGCUAUGCACACAUGAACGGCUGGGCAAACGGCGCUUACUCCGGCCAGGUCGCAGCUGCUGCAGCCGCCGCGGCGAUGAUGCAGGAGGCACAGCUCGCGUACAGCCAGCACCCGGGCAGCGGGACUCAUCACCACCACGCACACCACCAUCACCCUCACAACCCCCAGCCUAUGCACCGCUACGACAUGGCCGCUCUCCAGUAUAGCCCCAUCUCGAACUCCCAGAGUUACAUGAGCGCCUCUCCGUCGGGGUACGGGGGAAUUUCCUACGCUCAGCACCAGAACUCGAGUGUGGCUUCCUCGGGGGCUAUUGGCGCCUUGGGGUCGCUGGUGAAAUCGGAGCCAAGCGUGAGCCCUCCUGUCUCCACUCACUCCAGAGCUCCGUGUCCGGGAGACCUGAGGGAAAUGAUAAGCAUGUAUUUACCCACGGGCGAUCCAGGUGACCCGUCAGUUCAAAGUAGGCUGCAUACAUUGCCACAGCACUAUCAAAGUACCACAGCAGGGGUGAACGGCACAGUUCCGCUGACACAUAUUUAAUCGUAAACAAAAUGAAUACAAACUGCAACGAACAUACAGAAACUCUUAACCAAAUAUUUACCUCUUUUUUAGAUUGUCACUUAACUACCUUUUGUACAGAAUGUUUUGAUGUUCAUGUAAAAUUUAAGUUAAAUAUUGUUUGGAUGCCUUUUAGGAAAAAAUGAUAAGAUAUACCACAAGAAAACAACAUGGUUUUGACAUCGGCUACUAUUCCAUCAUUUUGUUUAUAUUAAACCCUUAAUUGUUCCAUUUUUAGUUCAUUGACUAAUUAAACGUUUUAAACAAUUGCGAUUUUCCUGUAAAUUCAAUCUACUGGUUUUGAAGUCAUCCCCAUUUUCUGUGCGAAAUGGCUAUAGCGUUAUUAACAAAAAUUACAGUAGCAAUUAAGUUGAACAAACACGAACAUAUUUUUAAAGUUUAUAGAUUUCCCCAUUUGACAUUUUCCCAGACGUUUGUAAACACGUGAGUUUCUGUAUCUGAAUGAUUUAUUUUUUGUUGUAAUAUUUCUUGUAAAUUGUGAAUAUUUUUUCAAUAUUCUAGAAGCUGACAAGAGACUACAUCUGUAAAUAGUUUACUAAAUGCAUUUCUCUUAAAGAAAAAAAGAAGGAAAUCUUGACAUUGCU